Molecule: messenger RNA, 1038 nt
Organism: Aspergillus versicolor CBS 583.65
Lineage: Eukaryota; Fungi; Ascomycota; Eurotiomycetes; Eurotiales; Aspergillaceae
Product: putative mitochondrial carrier protein
Exons: 3
Coding region: 1-1038 (345 amino acids)
Cellular component (GO): mitochondrial inner membrane
Molecular function (GO): S-adenosyl-L-methionine transmembrane transporter activity
Source: RefSeq, a predicted model, not a curated record
AUGCAAAACAGCGCCCUUGAUAUUUGGAUCUCCGGUGCGGUCGCCGUCGUGACAGUCGACUUUCUUGUCUACCCUUUUGACACCCUCAAAACCCGCAUCCAAUCGCCCAACUACAACACAGUCUACAAAGAUGUCACUACGAAUACAGUUAGGAAGAAUGUGCUGUUCCGCGGGUUAUACCAGGGCGUAUUAAGUGUCGUGCUGAGUACAAUUCCUGCCUCAGGAGCAUUCUUCACAACAUACGAAAAUGUAAAAGCAACGCUCAACAAAACAAAAACAAAAUCCAACUCUGCAAUUCUCCAAGCAACCCCAACGCCGAUGAUAAACGCCGUAUCUUCAUCGGCGGGCGAAAUGGUCUCGUGCUUCCUCCUCACGCCCGCAGAAGUCAUAAAACAGAAUGCGCAGGUUAUACAUAAUACCCCUGGAGGGAAAGGGAAAGGGAAAACUCCCCCUGGAAAUGUAACCCUCCAAGUUCUCUCCCGCUUCAAGCGGUAUCCCUGGAAACUAUGGAGUGGGUAUACCGCGCUUGUUGGGCGGAAUCUCCCAUCAACGGGCGUGAACUUCCCUAUCUUUGAAGCCGUGAAGGGUUAUCUAGUUGACCGGCGACGAAGACGUCUUGGCUACAAUACUGCUACCGGUUACCCGGACACUACACGAGGUCGCAAAGAUAUACAAGAAGAGCCGGUCUUCGAGCGCGCAGUUUUAACGGGGGUUGCAGCGAGUAUAUCCGGGAGUAUAGCCUCCGUUGUAACGACGCCGAUUGAUGUUAUUAAGACACGAAUGAUGCUUGCUGCUACUAGUGAUUCUUCGUCUGGGGUUUCUACUGCCGCGGAAAUAUCUAGGAAGGGAGGGAACAGCAUUUGGACUGUUGGGAGGCGCAUAUUUAGAGAAGAGGGGGCAAGGGGCCUUUUUCGGGGAGGCGCAAUUCGCGUGGUUUGGACGGCGAUCUCAUUCUGUAUUUAUUUGAGUAUGUAUGAGGGAGGGAGGUUUUAUCUGGAGAAGAGGAGGGCUCAGCGGGCCGACUUGGAUAAUUCAUAA